UCUCCCUCUCUAGUUGAGCUGUUCCACACUGUAUCCGCUGGGCCCCACUCUCUCUUUCUCUCUCUAAAAGUCUCUCUUUACAUUUCUGAUUUCUGAUUUCUUCUUCCAAUUUGCUUCUUUCUAUAUGAAAUCUAUAAAUAACGCCCAACUUUCUCUCUCCUCUCUCAAGUCUCAACUCAAAGUCUCCUCUCCUCCAUACACGCUCAGACUCCUCUCAUCUCUUCCUUCUCUGAUAUAAAAUCAAUUCAUCUAUAUCUACAUAUAUAAAUUAAAAUUUUUUUUUGAAAAUAAAGAAGGAAAAAAAAUGCCUGCUUGGUGGGGGAGAAAGUCGAGCAAGCACAAGGAGGAAAAUCAAGUACAGCCAAAUUCACCGUCGAACAAUCACCAUCACGGAUUCUUUAAUUCUCCGGCGAGGACCGCCGACAAGAGGAAAGGUAAGGAGAAGACCAAGAGCUUCGACGGGGUUUUGACUCGCGGUUCGCCUAGGCGGAGCAGGGAAUUCUCCGCCGGCGGCGGCGGAGGUGGAGGAGGAGGACCGUCGUCGGCCUUCUCUGGAUUCGAUUCCGACGGGUGUCGGGGCCUACCGCUGCCAAGGCCGUCGGUGUCGUCGACACCGGGGUUGGGAAACGAUCAUGGCGUCGGAUUGGGAUCUGGCUCGGCGUCGGUGUCCAGCGUCAGCUCCUCGGGGUCGUCCGAGGAUCACGCGAAUGUUCAUGAGAAUGGCCAAUUCGGUGCUUUCAGAGGGCAUGCUGAUGCCAAGUUUAAGACAAGGCCAAGAAGCCCAGGUCCAGGGUCUACCAGCCCCACAUCACCUCUCCAUCCAAUGUUGUCUGGCAUGAGUAUGGAGUCUCCAACAGGAAGGCAAGAAGAUGCAAAAAGUCAAUGUCACCGUCUCCCGCUUCCACCGGGUUCGCCUACAAGCCCUUCUGCCUUGCCCAGCAUUAGAACUAGUGGAGUCCCUGAAGUUACAACUUACACACUCUCAAAAUGGAAGAAGGGAAGGCUUUUAGGAAGGGGAAGUUUUGGUCAUGUUUAUACUGGAUUUAACAGUGAAGGUGGACAAAUGUGUGCAAUAAAAGAAGUCAGGCUUGUUUCCGAUGAUCAUACAUCUAAAGAAAGUUUAAAACAAUUGAACCAGGAAAUAAAUUUGCUUAGCCAGCUCUCACAUCCAAACAUAGUGCGAUACUAUGGAAGUGAAUUGAUUGAUGAUACACUCUCGGUUUAUUUGGAAUAUGUGUCUGGUGGCUCAAUCCACAAAUUACUUCAAGAAUAUGGCUCCUUUAAGGAACCUGUCAUACAAAACUACACCAGGCAAAUUGUUUCUGGGCUUGCUUACUUACAUGGGAGAAACACGGUACAUAGGGACAUCAAAGGGGCAAACAUUUUAGUGGAAACUACUGGUGAAAUCAAGUUGGCAGACUUCGGCAUGGCUAAACAUAUUACAAAUUGCUCGUCGAUGCUCUCUUUCAAGGGAAGUCCGUACUGGAUGGCCCCUGAGGUUGUGAUGAAUACAAAUGGCUACAGUCUUGCAGUGGAUAUAUGGAGCUUAGGGUGUACUGUUCUUGAAAUGGCAACAUCAAAACCUCCUUGGAGCCAAUAUGAAGGGGUGGCUGCAAUAUUUAAAAUUGGCAACAGCAAAGAUAUGCCAGAAAUCCCUGAUCAUCUUUCAAAUGAUGCAAAGAGUUUCGUGAGACAAUGCUUGCAACGAGACCCGUCUGCACGUCCAACAGCCUCCCAGCUACUAGAACAUCCUUUUAUUCGAGAGCAAACAAUCACAAGAACAGCUAAUACCACCAUAAUGAAGGAUGCUUUUCCCUUUGCCUUUGAUGGUAGCAGGACACCGCCAGUUCUCGAGUCUGUGGUCGCACCUUCUAGUGGCACAAGGAGCCCCAGAGACAACGCAAGAACAAUAGCAUCCUUGCCCGUAUCGCCUUGUUCUAGUCCAUUACGGCAAUAUGGAGCCACACACCGGAACUUCUUUCUUUCUCCGCCUCACCCAACCUUUGCUAUGAUGGGGCAAAAUGGUUACAAUAUGAAUGCUUACUCUUCCUAUCCACUACGAUCAAAUGUGUUAUACACUCUCGAUCCGUUACGCGAAGUACCUCUGCUUAAAGCCCAAACACCUGGUGGAUCCCCAAGGACAAGACCCAUUUGAGUUCGUAUAUGUCCCCACAAACCGGGGGUUUUCGCCGCCCGGAAAGCCUCAAUGAACUGGAACCACUUGUCCAGAAGUUGAUUUUGAUCUUGGAAGCUAUAUCUUAGCUUACCCCUUUUGUAGGAAUGAGUGUUUGGGAAUGUUGAAAGGGGACAUAAGGGUCACUCACAACCCUAAAAUAUGGCUCUGAGAGAGAGAGAGGGUGGAUUUUCUUGAUCAUGUAACAGCAGUAGCUUCUUGAUCUUGAUUAUUGUAAAUGGAAGGUGAUAAAUGUCUGAAACAACUAUGUUGUACAUCACUUAAAUGGCAAAAGGUCAUUUCUUAUACCAAACCAGUUUAUUGUAAAGAUGACAUUUUCUACUUUGAUUUCAAUUAGUUAUUUUCCUCCAA
Molecule: messenger RNA, 2545 nt
Organism: Morus notabilis
Lineage: Eukaryota; Viridiplantae; Streptophyta; Magnoliopsida; Rosales; Moraceae
Product: mitogen-activated protein kinase kinase kinase 3
Exons: 11
Coding region: 305-2155 (616 amino acids)
Biological process (GO): protein phosphorylation
Molecular function (GO): ATP binding; protein kinase activity
Source: RefSeq, a predicted model, not a curated record